AUGAAAAGAUAUCAAAAAGUUUUCCUUACAUUUGCAUCAUUAAUGGCCGUUUGGUUUUUAAUUCUUAUAGAAAAGAUUCAAUUAAAUUUAUCUGAACCUGUACAAAGUAUUAUACCAUUUUUACCAUUAUACGCACUUGUUGUAUUUGGUAGUUAUUCAUUAGGAGUUAUUGCAUACAACCUUUUAAUUAUGAGUGAUUGCAAAGAAGCCGCCGAUAGUUUAUAUGAUGAAAUUAAAGAAGCCAAGGAAUCAUUAAGAUCAAAAGGAAUGAAAUUAUAA
This is a messenger RNA of Dictyostelium purpureum, 279 nucleotides long. RefSeq lists its product as uncharacterized. The transcript has 3 exons. NCBI's taxonomy places the organism in Eukaryota, Evosea, Eumycetozoa, Dictyosteliales, Dictyosteliaceae. The record is from RefSeq and is a predicted model, not a curated record. Gene Ontology annotation, cellular component: endoplasmic reticulum membrane; dolichol-phosphate-mannose synthase complex. Bases 1 to 279 code for a protein of 92 amino acids. Gene Ontology annotation, biological process: GPI anchor biosynthetic process.